Carassius gibelio (silver crucian carp) is the source of this 3250-nucleotide messenger RNA. RefSeq names its product zinc finger BED domain-containing protein 4-like. The record is from RefSeq and is a predicted model, not a curated record. NCBI's taxonomy places the organism in Eukaryota, Metazoa, Chordata, Actinopteri, Cypriniformes, Cyprinidae. The transcript is spliced from 3 exons. Gene Ontology annotation, molecular function: protein dimerization activity. Bases 829 to 1710 code for a protein of 293 amino acids.
UGAAUGGUCACUGCUUACAGGAAAUAAGUGAUUGGACAUGCAAAACUAUGCCAAUUUUAACCUCAAUAUAAGGACAAGUCCUGGCCCACGGACCUGACGGACCUCAGCCAAAAUGCCAUGCUUUAGGUAAUUAGAAUUUUAUUCAUGUGGACUCACAGUUCUGAUGGUGGAUCAGCACCUAGAAAGGACCUCUACUGCCCUGAAAGACAGCGGAGACCAGGCCAACUAGAGCCCCAGAUACAGAUCCCCUGUAAAGACCUUGUCUCAGAGGACCACCAGGACAAGACCACAGGAAACAGAUGAUUCUUCUGCACAAUCUGACUUUGCUGCAGUCUGGAAUUGAACUACUGGUUCCGUCUGGUCAGAGGAGAACUGGCCCCCCAACUGAGCCUGGUUUCUCCCAAGGUUUUUUCUCCAUUCUGUCACCGAUGGAGUUUCGGUUCCUUGCCGCUGUCGCCUCUGGCUUGCUUAGUUGGGGUCACUUCAUCUACAGCGAUAUCAUUGACUUGAUUGCAAAUUAAAACAGACACUAUUUCAACUGAACAGAGAUGACAUAACUGAAUUCAAUGAUGAACUGCCUUUAACUAUCAUUUUGCAUUAUUGAGACACUGUUUUCCAAAUGAAUGUUGUUCAGUGCUUUGGCGCAAUGUAUUUUGUUUAAAGCACUAUAUAAAUAAAGGUGAUUGAUUGAUUGAUUGAUUGAUUGAUUGAUGAUGAAAUCUACAUUCUGCAUGUAAGUGGCAAAGAGCGUUUUAGAUUUCUUUCUCUGUGGGUCUCUGUGCAUCAGCUCAGCCAGCCACACAGCAGAAAGAGGAGGCGCACCAGCCCAUGUGCUUAAAGCACUACUGGUCCCAGGAGAUAGCAGAGCUUCCUCGACCCAUCCAGCAUUCAGGUGAGUCUUUAGAAAUUAAACAUUUCAUUCUAACACAAUGUCUGGUUUUCAGUGAGUCGGAGAAGAGAGUGACUGAUAAGAAGCCAACAGGAACUGUUUCUCCUCCGACAGGAAGUCCCACUCCAGAGCUCCGCCCUCAUCAGUGCAACACAACACAAUGGCCAGACACCUGGGUGUGGACACUUCCAUGCUCCGUAGAGCCAUCUGGAACUAUAUUCAGGGCAAGUUUGGGAUUCGGCACACACCUGCAAGAAGGUCUGCACUCAAGAUGUGGUGGGUACGAGUCAUUCAGAGCCUUGGCUCUGGCUACACUGCUGGACCCAAGGUUCAAAAAUGUGGGUUUUGGAAAUCCUGCCAAAGCCCAGGAGAAUGAAAAGCAGAUCACACUGGAGUGUGCUUCGCUGAUGCGUUCAAACACAGCAACUCCUGAGCCACAGUCAACAUCAGGCCCAUCAUCAUCAUCAUCAACAACAACAUCAACAACAGAAACCCAGGACAGUUUAUGGGAACUUUUUGAUAGUCGUAUCCAUGAAACCCAGGCGAUACACAGUGCCACAGCAGAUGCCACAGUAGAAGUUAAAAAGUACCUAAAAGAUGCAUUUUUGCCAAGAGCCCAUGAUCCACUAAGUUACUGGAAAGAGAGAGCUGUGAUUUUUCCUCAUUUGUAUGUCCUUGCUAAAAAAUAUCUAUGCAUGCCAGCAACAAGUGUCCCUUGUGAGAGGAUUUUUUCUAAGGCUGGAGAAAUUAUCAGUAAAAAAAGAAGUAGGCUAAGCCCUUCCACAGCAGAGCAAUUAAUAUAUUUGAAUAAAAAUCUUUAAAAAAAAAAAAAAAAUUAGACCAUUGUGGAUUUAUUUGUUUUAUUCAUUUUUCAUGACCAAAAUAACCUAGUUAUUAUUAUGAUAUAGGAUUAUAUAGGAUAUUAUUAUAGGAUUUUAAAAUAUCACCACAUUAACGAAAACAAAAUAUUUUUAUUUAUUUUUAAAUGGCUUGUUGUCAAAGUUGUUUCAGAUAACAUGGGCAAUUGGCCACUAGGUGUCACCGUGGAGACGGGUGUCGGUAAAGUUUCGAAGCCUCGAAACAAAUACGGCACUUUGCUUCAACUGUUUCAGUGUUUCAUGAAGCCUCGCUCUGCCCACCACUACCGAAUUUUCCUGCCUUGCAGGGUCUAAUUCCGGAGAUGAUUCCUAUUACCAGGUUAUGAUAUAUUUUACAAAUAAAUGAUUGUCAGGACAAUAUCAAGCAAGAAAAUUCAAUCACACACAUACAGUAUUGUUCAAAAUAAUAUCCCUGAACUAAGUACAUUUCUGCAGCUGUUAUUAUGUUUAAAUGAAAACUAAAUGAGGGAGUGGUAUUUUAUAUCCUAUUUCGUUUUGUUGUAAAUAUACUGAGGGGAAAAUUGCAGUAGCCAAAGCGUUCUGAGUUCACGCAGCAUUGGUGGAGUUCAACCACCAUUUAUUCGGAUCAUUUUCAAAUAUUACUGUUAUUGUGUCAUGAAAUGUAAUUUUAAAAGUAUUUCAGGCGAGAAGUAGUUGUUUAAAACUCAAAUCUAUGGUUUUUUAUAAAGACAGUGCCUAUUUAAAAAAUGUGUUUCGCCGAUCUCGUAGACGGUAAGCUCCACUCGAUCAGCGGGAGCUCAGUCCUCAUGUAUCUGCAGAGAGCAGCCUCUCCUGGGAUAGACCUUCUGAUAUGUGCCCCUGGCUCUGAUGUGUCUUUAGUGGUUAAACAUAACAUAUAAUUCAGCUGCGGGGUAAAUCUAACAGGUUUUCUUUGGUCUGUAUUCAAUUUAUCUAUAUGUUAAAAUGAAAAUAAAAAAGGCAAAUUUAUAUAAUAUUUUGUUUCAUUGUAAUGGCUGCAUAUACACAUUUCCCUGAACUAAGUACAUUUCUGCAGCUGUUAUUAUGCUUAAAUGAAAACGAAAGGAGGCAGUAGUAUUUGAUAUCAUAUUUCGUUUUAUUGUAAUACAGUAAGGAAAAUUGCAGUAGCCAUGACGAGCAGACUGAAGUUAUCAAGUACGCUGCUGUUUAUAGAUUUACCGGACUUGCGUAGUCGCCGACAUCACAAUCCCAAGACGAAUGUAGGAAGUCAGAACUAACUACCGUGAUGCACGUCCAAAAUCAGCGUACUUUUUAUUGAGAAACGCGCGCAGACCUAUGUCACCAGUCUAUUUGCCUAAUCUACCCGGUACUUUACACCGCGGUGGAAACGCAGAAAGCAACAGGUCUGGGGGGAAAAAAGUUCCUGGGAAAAAAAGUUCCUGGUACAAAUGUUCCGGGUAAAUUCGGUGGAAACGCGGCAUAACUCCUCCUAGACCGUUCAAGCUACAUACUCCAAACUCGGGUCAGACCUUCAUACUGUUCU